Molecule: messenger RNA, 767 nt
Organism: Amaranthus tricolor (Joseph's coat)
Lineage: Eukaryota; Viridiplantae; Streptophyta; Magnoliopsida; Caryophyllales; Amaranthaceae
Product: 40S ribosomal protein S14-2
Exons: 6
Coding region: 144-596 (150 amino acids)
Biological process (GO): translation; ribosomal small subunit assembly; maturation of SSU-rRNA from tricistronic rRNA transcript (SSU-rRNA, 5.8S rRNA, LSU-rRNA)
Cellular component (GO): ribosome; cytosolic small ribosomal subunit
Molecular function (GO): mRNA 5'-UTR binding; structural constituent of ribosome; small ribosomal subunit rRNA binding
Source: RefSeq, a predicted model, not a curated record
ACCAUCGAAAAAAAACGAGUUUAGGGUGCGAGAGAGUUGGUUUUUGCUGCCUCUAAAUUGUGAGACCGGACCUAAAUCACCUAAUUCCAUCCCCAAACCCUAAUCCUCGUUAUCUCUCUUGCAUCCUCCAAUCCAUUGCAGCCAUGUCGAGGAGAAAAACCAGAGAGCCAAAGGAAGAGACUGUUACCCUCGGUCCUGCUGUAAGAGAGGGAGAGCAUGUUUUUGGUGUUGCUCACAUCUUCGCAUCUUUCAAUGACACUUUCAUCCACGUGACUGAUUUGUCUGGAAGAGAAACUCUUGUUCGUAUUACAGGUGGGAUGAAGGUCAAAGCAGAUAGGGAUGAAUCUUCUCCCUAUGCUGCUAUGCUUGCUGCCCAAGAUGUUUCACAGCGAUGCAAGGAACUUGGUAUCACUGCUCUUCAUAUCAAACUCCGUGCUACCGGUGGAAACAAGACCAAGACUCCUGGACCAGGUGCUCAGUCUGCUCUUAGGGCCCUUGCUCGUUCAGGCAUGAAAAUUGGCCGUAUUGAGGACGUCACACCAAUCCCAACUGACAGUACCCGCAGAAAGGGAGGACGAAGGGGAAGGAGGCUGUGAAUGUUCUUGUUUGGACAUGGUUUGUAUGGUCUUCUCUAUAUAUGGAUAGUUUAGUCAUUGAAGCCCUUGUCAUUCAUUUCAUAAGUCAAAAACAUUUGAGUCUGGAUUGCAAGAGUUAAAGAACAGCAAUUUUGAUGCUAUUUUAAUAUAAAACCUUGUUUCAUUGGAUCA